AUGGCGACAGAGAGUCCAACGGAGGCAGGGAAGUGGGAAAAUGGCAGCGCAGUAGGAGGCGAAUUACAAGUGGAUCGGGAAUUCAAUGAGACCUUUGGGAAGAAGGGCUUACAUUUUGUGCACUUAAAAUCCGAAGCCUACUACCGAAGAUCAAUGAGAUACGCCUGUUGGUUUGCAAAUCAGAGGCUCGAAUUUGGCUCUGGCACGACACUUUAUGUGACAGAUGGCAUUCAACGAAAACCCAAAGUGACGCUGUACUCAGCGUCCAACUCUGAGUCGAAUGGGAAGACCACCCUGCUAUGUCUGGCUAGAGACAUGUUUCCAGACUUGGUCAAGAUCUCAUGGAAGAUGGAGGAUGCAAACGGCGGAAGAACGGAGGUGCCCAAAGCAGAGGGGGAACAGCUGGAGCAGAGGGAGGAAGAACAGACGACCAGUAUGAUCAUCAUUGAUAAAGACAAUACGUACAGGAACAAAUACAUCUGUUCUGUGGAGCAUGAAUGGGGUGCUCAACAUUUAGUCAUCCCAAAAGAUACUCCAACCACCAUGUCUGCACCAGCGUUCAGAAAUGACACCCAGGAGUCACUGACUCUGCAGUUUACCGAAGAUUCCUUCCAGUCAACGUGCAGUCUGAACCUGGCCUCUGUGGUUUACACAGUGAUGAUAGUGAAAAGCAUGGUGUAUUGCUGUGGGCUCUCUCUCCUGCUGCACAACAGGAUCCUGGGAAGAGGACCCAGCACCCGAAGACCUCUAUGAGGAAAAUCAUUUAUGUGCUUUUUUACAUUGAUACAAUGUUGUUGUUUUUUUUUUUGUUUUUUUUUACAUUGAUACAGCUUGCAUGACAUUUUCCUUGCCUAACACAGCCUGCUCAAAUUAACUAAGUUGCUCAAAAUAACCAUAUUAUUUCAGAUGAGGAUGCCUUUGUGAACAAAAUGUUGCAGCAACAAUGGUUCUGUAAAUGAUUGUAAAAAUACAUUUUUACAGUUCCGUGCUGUUUUCAAUGAAUAAAGGUUACUUAAAACCCCCAAAAUAUUGCAUCUCUUUACUAUAAGAUCAUCUAUUCAUAUUUGGGAAAAUGUUAUUUAAUUGAAUCUCAUCAGAAGUGGAACAAUAAGAUUGUAAGUUCACCAAUGAUCUGUUUUUGUUUGCUUCAAUGUGCAUGUUCCCGACGCAGAUGUUGAGCCUAGACUUAAUAGUGGUGGGAUAAUAUGGUUAAUGUUUCUUUGGUGUUCUAAGGACAUGUGAAACGGUAGUUACUGGAAACAAGAUAUAGCUAGCUGCAGAACCACAGCUCGAGUGUGUGAAGAGAUGAUUAUCCAAAGCUGCUGGAUGAUUCACUUGGCCUUGAUCUGUUUUUACCUCUAGUUGUGGGUUCACAGCUCUUGCCACCAAAAUGAAGAAUAUGACAGCGAUGGCAGACGAGUCCGUAAUGGUAGUUUAUGGUUCUUGCAUUUGUAGAAUUAUAGAUCUAUGGCAAAACAAACUUUUUACACUUUUGUUUAUGUGUACGUUUUACCAUGAAACAAUCAAAUUAAAUUAAAUCAAGGUUGGAGAGUUUAAUUUGUUUUUACAUGUAUAUUUUGCAAGGAAAUUAACAUUGUUAUCAAGAGAAGUAUUUUCCAUGUUAUUGUCAUGUUAUUACCAUUUAUUCUGUGCUUCAAUGUAAAGUGCUACCGAAAUGUCUUUUUAAUUGUUUUCUUUUCUCUACAUCGAAACCAUGAAAUAACACAUAUGGAAUCAUGUAGUAACCAAAAAAGUGUUAAAUAAAUAUAUUUGAGAUUUGAG
Messenger RNA from Oncorhynchus mykiss (rainbow trout), 1782 nucleotides. The record is from RefSeq and is a predicted model, not a curated record. NCBI's taxonomy places the organism in Eukaryota, Metazoa, Chordata, Actinopteri, Salmoniformes, Salmonidae.